CCCCCCCCCCCCCCCCCGAAAAGCUGGAGAGGCGAGCCCCGGAGGAGGAAGGCUAGGGUUAGGUUCACCACUCACCGUCGCCUGGGCGAGUGGCGAGAUGGCCGCCCCUGCCCCCGCUGGCACCGCCGGCUCACCGUCGCCGCCGCCACAGCUGCCGUCGCCGUUCGCGGAGCUCGUCAAGAGCCCCUCCGGCCUCGAGAAGGUCGUGCUCCGCGGCUCUCGCAACUGCUGCGUCGAGGUCUAUCUUUAUGGAGGUCAAGUAACAUCAUGGAAGAAUGACAACGGGGAAGAGUUGCUUUUUCUCAGCACCAAGGCUAUCUUCAAACCUCCAAAAGCCAUUCGUGGUGGUAUACCCAUCUGCUUUCCCCAAUUUGGAACUCAUGGAAAUCUUGAGCAACAUGGGUUCGCAAGGAACCGGUUUUGGACCAUUGACAACGACCCACCUCCUUUACCAGCAAACCCUGCUAUUAAAGCUUAUGUUGAUCUGAUUCUGAGGCCUUCUGAAGAAGAUUUAAAGAUCUGGCCUCAUAGUUUUGAGUUUCGCUUGAGAGUUGCUCUUGGACCUUCUGGAGAUUUGAGUCUCACAUCUCGAAUCAGGAAUACCAACACUGAUGGAAGACCUUUCUCUUACACAUUUGCAUAUCACACAUACUUCUCUGUCUCUGACAUAAGUGAGGUGCGUGUUGAAGGGCUGGAAACAAUGGACUACCUUGACAACUUGAAGGCAAAGGAGCGUUUCACAGAGCAAGGAGAUGCUAUUGUUUUUGAAUCGGAGGUUGAUAAAGUUUAUCUUGCCGCACCCUCAAAAAUUGCAAUAAUAGAUCAUGAGAAGAAAAAAACAUUUGUUGUGACAAAAGAAGGGCUUCCAGAUGCUGUUGUUUGGAACCCUUGGGACAAGAAGGCUAAAGCUAUGCAAGAUUUUGGGGAUGGAGAAUACAAGAACAUGUUGUGCGUGGAACCUGCAGCUGUUGAGAAGCCUAUUACUCUGAAGCCUGGUGAAGAGUGGAAAGGAAGACUUGCCCUCUCAGCUGUCCCUUCCAGUUACUGUAGCGGACAAUUGGAUCCAUUGAAGGUGCUUCAGGGCUGAGAAACCUCAUUUUCUGCAUCUUGUACAGGAGAACUUCAUUGCCCUUCUUAUUUGAUGCUGGGCUGGCGUCAACGCCGCUUCGUCCUUUCGCCAUUUUCAUCCCCCAUAUUUCUGUCCUUUUUUGUAUCUAGAAUUUGAGUGGUAGGUUACUUCUGAAUAACAGACUGCCAGCUGCUUUGAGCUUAGAAUGAGAUCUCACCUCAACGGUGAGUGAUACCGGUGGACACAAUACUGGCAUCAGUGUCGUAGUUUCAUAAAUCAUUGCAGUGCUGCGUAAAUUCCUUUGCAUUGUGUUUGGUGCUUGCCGACCUUCACAGUUGAUCAUCCUUGGGAUCUCUGGGAUCUUCAACCUGCCUGUGGAGGAAGGCAUGAAGUACAAUUUCAUUUCCUUCUGUUCGCAUCUUUGUCACAGAUUAUGAUAACGGGUGCACGGUUGAUGGUUGA
Messenger RNA from Panicum hallii, 1531 nucleotides. RefSeq names its product putative glucose-6-phosphate 1-epimerase. The record is from RefSeq and is a predicted model, not a curated record. The transcript has 9 exons. Gene Ontology annotation, molecular function: isomerase activity; carbohydrate binding. Gene Ontology annotation, biological process: carbohydrate metabolic process. The coding region runs from base 98 to 1087 and encodes 329 amino acids. Lineage: Eukaryota; Viridiplantae; Streptophyta; Magnoliopsida; Poales; Poaceae.